Messenger RNA from Bombus terrestris (buff-tailed bumblebee), 5504 nucleotides. Its product is annotated as probable citrate synthase, mitochondrial. The transcript has 3 exons. The coding region runs from base 1977 to 3395 and encodes 472 amino acids. Gene Ontology annotation, biological process: carbohydrate metabolic process; citrate metabolic process; tricarboxylic acid cycle. NCBI's taxonomy places the organism in Eukaryota, Metazoa, Arthropoda, Insecta, Hymenoptera, Apidae. The record is from RefSeq and is a predicted model, not a curated record. Gene Ontology annotation, cellular component: mitochondrial matrix.
AAAGAACAAAUAGAAUAUAGUAGAUUAUAUACUUUACAAUAUAUAGUUUAAAAGAAUUUUAAAACAAAAAUAUAAAAAGCUUACUGUUCUUACUCUUAUUACAACAAUUCUAUUAUCCGCGACAUCCUCUAACGCCACAGUUAAACAGUGAAUUUUCUGAAUAUGAGGUAGCGAUUCGUUAUUGUGAACCACGUAAAGAAAUAUUCCAAAACCAAUUACUCAAUGAGUACCAAAUGACCAUACAUUCUACCGAAUUAUGGUAGCAAAAUCGUCGGCAUUUUUGCAAGAUUAUCGCGCACAAUUUAGUACAAUUAGAUGAUAACAACGCGCGGUGUUACCGUGGGUUGUUUGCAAACCGCCUAACGAUGUAAUAUGAUUUUCGACACUGAUAAUGUAUCGAAUGAAAGUUAUCUUUCAAAUUCAUCGUACUCACCAAAAUAAGAUGCUUCAAGGUCCGCGCCUUAAUCCGUUACGAGUUUUUCCAUUUGCGCUUGAACUCUAUCAAAUUAAAAUUUUAAAGCAUAUAUAUAUUACAUGUAUUUCGCUACAUGAAGUUUCUAUCAAAUGUCUAAAGCAAAUUAAUAUUGACCAACUCAGAGGAAUUUAUUUAAACAAAUUGGACCACUUAAUGAAUAUUAAUAUACUUGACAUACAUAAAUGACUAUGAAAAAUUAUUGCAACGAAUGAACUGUAUAUUAUGUAAAAAAUUCAAUAUCGUAUACACAGAGAAGGUUUGCUCAAGAAACAGUCGAGAAACGAUUUUAUUCAUUCUGCUUUUGGAAUCAAACGGUCCAAGUUAUGCAACGAUUGUCCAAAUCUACAGAUUGUUACCAGCUUUAUCUUCACAUCGUGGUUUCAUCUUGACCUAAUUUUUGACCUGCAGACAAUUCCCCGUGCUCGAUAGGAAUGCUCAACUAUAGUAAAGUAUGAAAAACCUAAUAGUUUAAAAACAUCUGUAAAAAGAAAUGUCCAAUAAUAUAAUCAUUGCCAUAACCGUCGCAUACAAUUCUGAAACAAUUUCUUCUUUGUCGCGUCAAAAUCUACAUGAUUAAUUUUAUCACGUAAGAGAUUUAUCAAUAUCAACUGUAUUAUUGAAAAUAAGAAUGCGUUGAUAAGAACUCAAAAAAGGGAAACAAUAAUAUGCAUUAAACAAGCAGAAAAGAUAUUACCGACUAUCUUCGUGGAUUAUGAGAUCUAAUAUGUAUAACUAUCUUGUUUGAUAUCAACCGUCAUAAUUCUUCUAGUUUUGAGUUUCCGGCGCGUUUUCGCAAGAUCCAUGCAUUGAUAAUAAACUAUAACGCGAGAGCCUAUGACAUCAAGCGAGUCUUGGAUGAUAUAUUGAAAUUCUCAUGAACGUUGACUCUUUCCAAGCACGAAGCAAUGUUCACACUUUGUGUUUUGAAAUUGUACAUUAUUCGUAAUGGUUAAGAAUUUAUAUUAUUUUAAUUUAAGAGUUGUAUAGUGUCGGGUCGAUAUAAAAGAAAAUGUAUACAGAAAAGUAUUUUAAUAUUUUUCUAACAUCACAAAAAAUUAUACUGUUUUAAACUAUUCUAUUUUAUAAACUUACGGAUUUAGGGAAGAAAUAUAAAAAUGGUAUUGAAUCCGUGUUUUGAAAAAAAAUUUCUGUAUCAAUAGCGAACGUCAGUGUUUCGUGAUCACGACAUCCACGCGACAAUUAGUACAUCGUCUAUUCUCUAAUUCUUCAAUUGUACAGGACUGUUCAAUAAAAUUGAUAGAAUCGAUUUUUAAAGUUCUGUACAUAACGAGGAUUUGACUACAUCCAUCAAGUCAAGCGAAGAAAAUCCAAUGAAACCAAUAAAUAUUUACGUCUUCAGAUUGCCUCGUGUGUCCUCGUCACAGAGGCAGAAAAUAUCUUAAUUCGACUCGCACGUGUUCUAGUUUCUUCCUUUAUUGCUUAAUAAUUAGUUUUUGUAUAAAUUGAAAAUAAUGCUAAACAUUUGAUUUUCUCGCAAUGUAUGUAUCCGAAAUUAAUAGAUUUUAAAAAUUUCAGAAUACAGCGGUUAAUUAAUUCCUUUUUCUCGUUUUUACAGAACAUAGUCUUGUCCUUAUUCAUAAGAUCAAUGAGCAAUGCCUUCACCGAUCUUAAAAAGAUUUUGGCUGAGAAAAUUCCUAAAGAACAAGAGCGUGUCGCGGCUUUCCGUAAAAAGUACGGAACCACCAAAGUUGGAGACGUUACAGUGAACAUGAUUUAUGGUGGUAUGCGCGGGAUAUUAGGACUUGUAUGGGAACCGUCGGUUCUAGAUCCUGAAGAAGGUAUUAAAUUUCGAGGAAAAUCGAUCCCGGAAUGCCAGAAGAUUCUACCGAAAAUCAAAGACGAACCACUUCCGGAAGGUUUGUUCUGGCUGCUGAUUACCGGUGAUGUUCCUACGGAAGCCCAAGUGAAAGAAAUCUCCAAAGAAUGGGCCUCCAGAUGCGCAUUACCUGAUUACAUAGUCAAAACUCUGAACAACUUUCCCAAGUCGGUUCAUCCCAUGCAUCAAUUCUCCGCAGCGCUCACUAUUCUAAGUACAGACAGUAUAUUCAAAAAAGAAUACGAGGCAGGUAUACACAAAUCCAAAUAUUGGGACGCCACUUACGAAGAUAUAAUGAACCUGAUUGCCAGAUUACCCGUACUCUGUGCCAUGAUAUACAGAAACCUUUACAAGGAUGGCAAACUCGGGGCAUCCGUGAACCCGGACGGAGACUGGUCUGGCAAUUUCGCAAAAAUGCUCGGUUACGAUGACCCACAAUUUGCUGAACUUUUACGAUUACACCUGACGAUUCACGCUGAUCACGAAGGUGGAAAUGUAUGUGCGCACACGACCCAUUUGGUGGCUUCGACAUUGUCCGAUCCGUAUUUGGCAUUCGGCUCUGGAAUGAACGGUUUGGCAGGUCCUCUUCAUGGCCUUGCAAAUCAAGAAGUAUUGCUAUGGUUAAAGAAGAUGUGCGCUGAAAUCGGAGAUAGCCCCACUGAUGACGAGCUGAAAGAAUUUAUUUGGAAGACGCUGAAGAACGGUCAGGUCAUUCCUGGAUACGGUCAUUCCGUACUAAGAAAGACUGAUCCUAGAUAUAUAUGCCAAAGAGAAUAUGCAAUGAAGCACGUGCCGGAUGACAAACUAAUCAAGCUCGUUGCUCAAAUGUAUAAAGUAGUUCCCCCCAUUCUUAUGGAACUUGGUAAGGUAGCAAACCCAUGGCCAAAUGUAGAUGCUCAUUCGGGAGUUCUCUUACAAUGCUAUGGAAUGACAGAGAUGCAAUAUUACACUGUCCUGUUCGGAGUAUCACGUGCUCUUGGUAUUAUGGCAUCUCUCGUUUGGUCUCGUGCUCUAGGUCUUCCAAUAGAAAGACCCAAAUCCAUAAGCACUGACAAGCUUAUGGAAUUGGUUAAAGCUAAAUAAAAGAAAACCAUUCUUAUUCGUGAAAAAUUAUAGUUACUAAAGCUUUCUAGCGUUUUUUCAACAUAGAACGAACUUAUAUACAAUUUAAUUGUCAAGCUCUUUAAGAAAAUGCGUACAUUAACGGUAAACAAAGUUCAUUGUAAAUAUACGUGUUGCUUUUUAUUAACUUAUACAAUAACAAUUUUAGAAAUAAAAAUGACAUAAUUCAUUGUACAGUUAGUAAAUCACUAAGCAUUUACUGCUGUCUGAUCGCGCGAUGGAAUUUACACGUGUGUACCGACUAACAAAAACCACUCGAAGGAUCAGUCUCGUGAUGAGACGUAAGAAAUAAAUUGAUCAGCCGAGAAUUUAGAAUCUUUUCGACUUUCGGUUUCUCCAUUCGCGACAAGUUCGUUUUCGGCUCCUCCGUCGACUUAUUAAUUGUUAAUAUUACCAAUAUAUAUAAUAAUAUUGCCAAUCACUGUAUCUUGUAUCGACCACCUCCUUUCCGUAGACCUUUAUUUGUGGGAGAGGAGAGUUUUCCGUGAGUGUAAGAGUAGUGGAGAACGACAAAUAAUUUUUUCGCAACGGUGAAGAAAUUUUCAAAGCGUUUACCGUUCGAUUACUAGACCAUUAGAAAUUGUUUCUUCGGAAUUUCGUAAUUUCUAUUACCUGCAAAUACUUUCUAAACAAUCUACACUGUUUCUUUAUUAUACAUUUUAAUUAUUAUUCAUAUAUGAAAGGAAGGAAUAAAAUAUAGUAAAAUAUAUAAUUUAAAAGAAUUUUAAAACAGAAAUGUAGAAAAGUUACUGCUCAUUUAUUCGAAUUAAUAUAGCAUGUACAUAAUUUGUUUUAUAAUCUCAUUGUAUUAUACCAUAAUUUUAAUUAAUAAAAUCGGAUAAACAGGAUAGGAAAUUGUAUGUUACAGUACAUAGUUCUUUUUUGACAUUUCAUAAAAGAAAGUUUGAUAAAUUUCUUUUACAUUAAUCUCAGUCCUUAUGUUAAUUAACAAUCUUACACGUAAACAUUUCGUGCUUGCUAUGUUAAUUAAUUAAAAAUAACCAAUUUAAAACAAACAUUUUUAAAUUUGUUAAUUUUUGAAAUUUUGUUUGAUUAAUAUCUAAUUAUAUAAAAAGCUUAAACGCAGACACAUAUAUUUGAUUCACAUGACUUAUAUAAUAAUGAAAGUUAUAUAGUAAUGAAAUUAAACAACCUGUAUCUUGUACUGUAUUUCAAAAUUUCUAUAUAAUGAAAGCUUUGUUAACGACAGUAUAUAUUAUAAUAUCGUGUAUUUGUAAUAAUAUGUCAUAGUUAAGACAAUUAAUUGCUUCUUUUCUCAAUAUGAGAAAACUGCUAUUUAUUCUUAUGAAAUGUUAAAUGUAUGAUCUCACUCUUGUUUUAGACGGCAUUUGUCUUUCAUAUGAUGAUGUUAACAAUUUCUACAAUCGUCUUUCUCAUAUGUUACUAACGUAUGUGUUCUAAAUUUUAGUAAUUGUCAAAUACUAGAAUAUUUUUAGCUAUACAAAGUAAUCAUGAAUUAAAUAAAAUAAAUGAGACAGCUGUUAAUCGGAUAGUUAGAGAUUAGUAAUACUUAAAAUAAUUCAUAAUACAUAUAUUGAAGAAUACAAUAGAUAUAUUUUUACAAUCGAAUGAGUUUUAUACAUAAAACACAUCUUUGUAAUAUUUUGCACACAAAUGGAAUUAAAUAUUCCCAAUAAACAACCAUCUCACUGUUGAAUACUCGUAUCACAGAGCAGUUUUCUGCUUCUAAAUGUUUGGUUAGAUCGGUUGAAUAACUUGCCUUGAAAUUCUUAAAGAUGUUUGCAGUAUCAAGUAUUAAGAAAUAUUUAAAUUCUUGUACAGAACGUUGAAAAAUAUGUGGUUUAAUUGGUGCUAAAUUGAAGUUGACUUUUUACAAGUGUUUGCUAUUAAUGUGAAGUAUAAAAAACUAUGUACAUAGGUAUAUUUUUGAAAACUGCACAGACUAAAUAAUUUUUAUCUGCGCAUUAACUCAAUAGAACAAAUAAAAAUACCUUGUCUAUCUUUAUUAUUAUAUAAACAAAGGUGGACGGGAUCAAGAUUAAAUUCUUUAUCCUUCAAAUACACAUGCAAUAUUUUCACUACAUUUGU